AUGGACCCCAUUCUCAUCGUCGGCGCAGGCAUCGUCGGCCUUACUCUCGGCCAGGCCUUGAAACAGAAAAAAAUCCCCUUCCAGAUCUACGAACGCGACGCGACUCCCUCCGCCCGAGGCCAAGGCUGGGCCAUCACCCUGCACUGGGCCCUCCCCUAUCUCCAACAACUGCUGCCUGCGGACGUCCUUUCCGCAGUCUCCGACGUACAGGUUGAUCCGGAGAUCGCCAAAAACGACAAUGGAAACUUCCUCUUCGUCAACCUGGCGAAUGGCGAUCCGAAGUGGAAAAUCCCGCCGAGUGUGCGGUGGCGGGUGAACCGGGAGAAGAUGAGAUUGGCGUUGACGAGGGGGAUUGAGGGGGAUAUACACUGGGGGAGGAGGGCUGUCAGGAUCAACCUGGAUGAGGAGGACAAAGCCAAGUUGGUCUUGGAAGAUGGGAGUAUCGUGGCUGGCAAGAUGGUGGUGGGGAUAGAAGGCAGCCGGUCGAUGGUGAGGCAGAUGCUGUGCCCGGAUACAUACCACAACCAGCAGCUGCCCAUCCGGUUCACGGGCGUUGCAGUUGAUCUCAGCGAGGAGGAAAUAAAGCCCUUGCGAGCAAUGGAUCCGCUGCUCUUCCAAGGCUGUCAUCCAGAGACUGGGGAUUAUUUUUGGUUUUCCAUGCUGGACACGCCAGAGGUGAAUGGGAGUCGUGGAACUGCGAAUGAGAGAUACAGAGCGCAGAUCAACAUGUCCUGGCCUGUCCAUGGAAGCCGGGAUGAAGUUGCAUCAACGGAUGCAGGCAGAUUGGAGAAUAUGAAGCGACGCGCUCAGGUGUUUGUGCCGUUUCUCAGAGACGUCAUCCAUGCCAUACCGGAUGGAACGCCGGUGAUGGAGAUUAAACUAGCGGAUUGGGAGUGUUUGGACUGGGAUAAUCGUGGUGGACGAGUCAGCCUGGCUGGUGAUGCAGCGCAUGCCAUGACCAUGUAUCGCGGUGAAGCAGCAAACCACGGACUGUUGGAUGCAUUCUGGCUAGCCAACGCCAUUGAACGCAUUUAUUCAGAAGACACAGAUCUGAACACAGCCAUCGACGAAUACGAAAGGGAAAUGAGAGGACGAACCCGACAGGCAGUCAGGCUGAGCAGUCAAGCCUGUCGAGAUGCACAUGAUUGGAACAGACUGAACGAGUCAUCGGCGAUUCUGGCUAGAAGGGCCGUUAAGCCGUAA
Messenger RNA from Aspergillus wentii DTO 134E9, 1203 nucleotides. Its product is annotated as FAD-dependent oxidoreductase. The record is from RefSeq and is a predicted model, not a curated record. The coding region runs from base 1 to 1203 and encodes 400 amino acids. NCBI's taxonomy places the organism in Eukaryota, Fungi, Ascomycota, Eurotiomycetes, Eurotiales, Aspergillaceae. The transcript is spliced from 3 exons. Gene Ontology annotation, molecular function: FAD binding.